Molecule: messenger RNA, 6325 nt
Organism: Mytilus californianus (California mussel)
Lineage: Eukaryota; Metazoa; Mollusca; Bivalvia; Mytilida; Mytilidae
Exons: 6
Coding region: 443-3298 (951 amino acids)
Biological process (GO): regulation of RNA splicing
Cellular component (GO): nucleus; cytoplasm
Molecular function (GO): protein binding
Source: RefSeq, a predicted model, not a curated record
CAAUAUUUACAUGUGAAGAGACCGGAGGAAUUCCAGUUAUUUAAAUAAUAUAUCAACAAAUAGAAGAACAAAUUUUGUGAUAAAAACAUGAAACCAAAACCAAAACGGGAGCGCCAAAAACUUUUACCUUAUAUACUACAAAGUACUUGGUAAUUAGUUGUUAAUUAGUUUGUUCAGCGGACUAUGACCACGGGUCAAAUUCUUAUAAUUGUUACGUAGAAAGGGGUUGAUAUGAACUUACGAGGAUUGUAAACAAGACAGUUCACGGGACCGUGAAGAACUCGUUUCACCGUACAACUUUGAAUGACAUAUGAUCAUAUCUCGCUAAGGAGUAAAGAGAUAUAUAUAGGUGUUUUUGUUCAUGGAAAUACGAUGUAGAUUUAUCUGUUGAAAUUCAUCUUUUAUUUUGAAUUGCUCAUUUCGUUGGAUUUUAUUUUUUAAAAUGUGGAAAUUUAUUAUUUUAUACGUUUUAGUUAUAAUUCUUUCAUUUGGAAUAGUGCAGUGUGAUGAGUGUGGUGGACAACCUGAUGUUGCUGUUAUAGUUGUUGCUAGUGUUUUUAGUACAUUAGCUGUUGUUUUACUUAUAUUUGGAAUUAUUUUCUUUAUAUUGUGGAAAAGGAGGAGAGAUCUUUUAAAGCCUCAGUCCACACCAAUAAAAAAGAAUAGAUUAGUUGAAGAGAGAGAUAGUGCAUCACCUGAUGUAGGACAUACCAAUCCAGGGUUCAAUGACAGUGACAUUCCUGUAGAUAUAAGUUUAGCAGAAGAAGGUGUUGGUGGCUACAUACAAUGUCAGGAAUACACAUCACCUGCCAAGAAAAAGUCUCCAAAGCUAUCUUCUGGUGAGGGACCAUCACAUAAACCCUGGUCAUCACUACCAACAUCAGACAUUCCGCCAGGCUUACAGAGAAAUGGGUCAGUUGGAUCUUUUGAUGAUACUUUCUUUGGAGUGGACCCAGAGGUUAGCAGUGUUUGGCUGCAGAGUCAGGAUUUCAUUGGUCUUGGAUUUAAUAUAGCUGGCAGCAUGAGGGAUGGUAUAUUUGUCAGUCAGGUUCACAACAGGGGACCAGCUGUAGAGUCAGGACAAUUUAAAGUUGGUGACCGCAUUUUGAGUGUAACCAUUUCAUUUGAGAACAUGGUGUAUGAAGAUGCACUUACUAUUCUUAGUUAUGCUUCACCAUAUCCUGUAAGAGUCACAUUGCAAAAAGAGAAACUUGUACGUAAAGAUCGUCGUGUCAGUGAGUCCCCUUCUACUCUUAGUCAUCCUUUGUAUAGAAGUCAGUCAAUGGAUACAUUAAAGAAAAUGAGGAAAGAUUCUACAUUGAUGCCACAAAGGAGCUUCAGUGAAAUGAGGCCAGAAAAAAAGAAGGAAAAUCAUCAGAGGUCAUCAGCUGUAGCGUCUUUUUCUGCUAAAGGGGAGGCUUUCCCUACAAUUCAAGAAAAUGGAAGUAAGAAUGAUUUAAAGUUAACAAAUGGUAGUGAUGUCUUCAAAGAAACAGUAGUGACUGUAGAAAGAGAACCAACUAAUGUGAAUAUCCCAUCAGUCACUGUAAAUAUGGUGGACGGAAAUGAAAAACAUGACACAUCAAAUGCAACAGCUUUUGCUGCAAAUUUGUUUGAUAAACUGAAUGAACAAGAUAAGCUAGAUAUGUUGAGACUAAGUUAUGAAGAUCCAAAUGAUGACUCAAACAAUAGUAAAGUUGUUGUUUCAUCUGCUGAAACUUCAUUCACUGAAACUCCCAAGUCAGUGGGUUCUUUAGACUUAGAUGCAGUUGUUGUGGAAUCAAAAUCUGCUCCAAUCAAACCAGAAAGGAGGAAAAAGAGCAGGUCUAGUGGAAGCAGUGUAACGUCAAGUGACAUUUCUAUCAGUCCAAGAGUUAGUUCAUUACAGUCACCAGACAGUGAAGUAGUACAGGAAGUGUUCACGGACACAGACAUACCGUUAUCAGAAUCACAACCAAAGUCCUCUGUAUUUAUAGAUGAAGUAUCUGAGGAAAUUAUCACACCUGCAAUUAAAGAUAGGAAUUUUUCAGUCAUGAGUGACAAAAUUGAAUUCAGUGAUGUGGAUAUUACUGAAAAAAAUGAUACCUCAAGAUCAUCACCGGAUAUUGGCAGCCUAACACUUGUGGAUUACAGCUUGUCAGACAUGGAAAGUACUCUGAGACCGACAACUCCUGAUAAUAGACCUAUUGUUGAUGAGGAACUUAUUACUCCAGAGCAAUCAAAGAAAGAUUCUUCUGGUCAGUCAUUGUCAAAUAUGAUAGCAUUUAAAGGAACCCCUACUGAAAAUGGUGAAAAUUCAAGUAUAGGAUCAGAUGUAUGUAAUGAUACAGUAAUUAAAGCAUCCAAUAGCAGUUCAUCAUUGUCUAGCUCAGGUGAUGAAAAAAAUGAAUCAAAAUUACAAAAUACCUCAGAAGUUGACUUUAAUGUGACAGCAUCAAACCCAAGCUUGUUUUCUACACCAUACCCAAGCAGGAAUAUGAAAGAAAAAAUAAGUGGUAUGUCUUAUGAUAUAUCUAUGAAUGAAUUAAAUGAUAUAGAAACUCAAAUGAGCCAAAAAUCAAAACAAGGAAAGGAUUUACAAAAAAGAGGCAUAGCUUUUGAAGUGAGGGAUGAUUUUACGACUGGAUCAGUGAGAACGGUUGCCGUUGAUUCAAAAUCACCAUCUGUUUUGAGGACAAUGUCUUGUUUUGAUAAAAUUGGAAAUUUAGAACAGUUUGAAAAUACAAUGCAAAUGACAAGAACAGGUUCUUUCACAGAAAAUGUGAAGAAAGAUACCACUGACAAUUUGUUAGAGUGGUCAGGAAAAAGGUUAGUUAGGUCAGGUUCAUUUUCUGAUAUUCCACAGGAUGAUUCGGUUAAAGAUUGGCGAGAUCAUAAUGUAAUUGAUGAUAGCGAUACCAUUAACUCCCGUACGAAUGAAGAUAUUAUUUCAUCAAAUGAUAGUAUCAAUGAGGAUGAAAAUGAACAAAAAGGACUGAAAAAAUCAAAUUUCUUUCGAGCAAGAGAAAAUUUAGCAAACUUGUCGGACAAUUCUGAAUCACUGCAGUCAUUACAGUCUUUGACAGAAUCGUCAAGUCGUAGUUCAACACCACCACCUCCAUAUACUGCCAAUGGGAAGGACAAUGGUCUCGGUUCUUCUCCAGAUUCCAUCAAACUGCCCAAUAAUUUAUCAACAACCGAUGUAAUUUUCAAUACUGAUAGUGACAAUAAUAUUAUUCCAGCUGUAAAAAUUGAAAAUAAAGAAAACAUUCGUGUGUCAGUUUCCACUUCGGGACAUGAUGAUGACACAGACUGUUAACUUUACCAAUUACCUCAUGAACUGUUCAUUUGGGUUAAAAUAUUUGGGCAUAAAUGUUAAAACCUAUAAUCAUAGUAGAAAACUUUAUGUUUGGAAAAGUCUUACGGUGCUGUUCAAAAUAUGCAUAUUGUUGUAUUGAAAUACUAACAAUUUAUAAAUCUGUUUCAGACAUUUUCUUGUUGGAUGUUUUAAAACUUUAUAAAUACCCACCAAUAUAUUUCUCCUACUUAUAGUACUCUAAAUUGUGCAAAUGAAAAUCUACUUGCAUCAUACAAAGAGUUCCAUUCUGUGGCUAUUAUAUGUCGGUUUUGGUAAUAUCUGUAUGUGUAACUAUGUGUUGCUCAUGGACUUCUACCUCAUUUCAACAUCCAUUUAUAAUUGUAUUGGUGAUUAUAUUUUCUGCAGCCAAAUAAAGGAUGGCAUAGAAUAAAUUACAGCUGAAACAAAAGGAUGAACUUUUUUAAGAUCAGAACAAAGCAUUGUAUAAUAUUCUAUGAACUGGUGUGAAAUGUUAAUUAAAGAAACAAUUGUUUCUUUUACAUUUGCAUUACAAAGGGUAUUGAAGAUAAACAACACUUCUAUAGUGACUUUAUCAUACUAAUGCUGGCAAAAUUUACAUUUUUAUUUAGCUAAUUAAAGUAUUAAAGAAUGUUUGCAGAAAAGUUAAACACCAUCCAGUAUGAAUUGUUUCAGGGUGAUAUUCUAAGUGAUUAUGACAGUAAACAUUUUGAAAUUGUUCAUACUCAAAUUGUAUCAUAUAUAUAUUGUAUAUUUAAUUAUCCAAUGUAUAAUUUUUUUUAUAGUAUUAAUGGUACCAUUUCUCCCAGAAAUAGGAUCCUGUUUUAAAAUCUAUGCAAAAGUCAAAAAAUCAUAAUAUAUAAGCUUUUAGGUGAGACCCCAGGUUUUUACUUUAAUUGAUGAGUCACAUAUACAUUUUAUUUGUUAAAGUUAUAUGCCAGUAUAAUAAACAAAAUUUAAGUACUUUUUCAUUGCAUUUUGUUUUUAGUUUUUGCUUAAAUUUUAUAAACAUUAGCAUUGCUUUUCGAUAUUCUUUGCAUGUUUCAGUGAAACUGAAAGGCCUUGUAAUUUGUAAGUUAAAAAGACUCUACUAAGACAUUUUUCACUAAUGCAAAAGGACAAAUUACAUACCUGAACCUUUUUAUUAUUUAAACAAUUUUUUCCUCAGUAGAGGAGGAUCACUGGAUAAUUUCCCUUUAACUACAAAUGGGAUUUUAUAAAAAUUAGAAUUUGAAAAUUGACAUCAUAUGCAUGUUUAAUCAAUGUUAAAAAUAUUAAUAUAUAUGGUGCUUAAUUUGUUAUAUAUAAAUUCACAGGGUAGUUUGUUCUUCUGAGAAAGACAUUUAUUCUCUGUUUUAUAUUUGAUUAAAGCUAUCAUGGUUGACAUCCCUGUUUGCUACAGCUAGUAUACAAAAACAUUUUUGUUAUGCCAAAUCAUUUCAGCAGUGCUAUUUUAUAUUGUCUUGUUUAAGUAUUUAUAUUCUGUUCAUGUUUUUGUAAUUAUGAAUUGUAGAUAGCUGUUUAAAUUGUAGAUUAAUUAUUAAUUUGUAUAUUAGUGUAAAUCUUAUAAUCUUAUAAUAUUAAGUGCAAUACUAUAGUCAAUAUAUAUACAUAUUUUGCAUUUUAACAUCAGGUUGUUUUAGUUGUUUAUCAUGCAUAUAUACACAUUUAAUGAAAUGGAUAAAAUAAUUUGAAAUAUUCAACCAAUAUUGAGCAACAAAUGUUGAAUAUUAAGAAUACACAGAUUUUUAAGAAAUGGAAAACAAAUAUGGAGGUAUUUUUUUAAAAUCUUUUGUCACAUUCCAUAAUAUUUAAUACUUAUUUUUUUAUGCUUAGACAAUUUUUUUUUUAAAUUUCAAUCAUUUGUUCUAAAGUUUUAUUUAAAAUAUUGAUUUAAUUCUGUUUUUAAACCUCAUUUAAUUCCAGUUGUCAUUAUUGCUCAUUUUUUUAUAUUUAUUUUACACAUUUGUUUUAAAAAAUUUAGACCAAACAUUAGAUAUUAGUAUUCCAUGACUAUUAAAUAGCAAUAUGAGGGUUAUUGUAAGUCGUAUAAUUUCAACUUGUAAAAACAAUAUUUUUUAAUUGGGUUUUAGGUUGUAUUUGUGAAAAGAAUGACUCAUUGUUUUGUUGUUUUGAGUUAACUUUUUGAGAUCUAGUGUUUUGAAACAGGGUUAUUCUGCAGUUUUUAAUUGAAAUAAUUUUUUUUAUCUUUUUCAAGGAAUAUUAUUUUUUUAAUUUGCUAUUCCAGAAAAAAAGAAUGUGUAAUUUUAUUGGACUAUAGCCAGUAAUGUCCACUUUGUUCAAUAAAUGUCAGUAUAUGAUGUUAUGAAAUUUUAGAUUCUCGUUAUUUUUCCCCAGCAAAAAUACUCACUUGGAUAUAGACAAACAAUUCAGAAUUAUUAGUACAGUCAAAAUAUAAUUUAAACUAUGAUAUAUGUAUUAGUAUUUGAACAGUUUAUUUGUGGGGUUCUGUAACUUUUCAGGAAAAAAAACAAAUAAUUUGCAUAGUUACUGAUCUUAUAUGUAUUUUCUGGUACAUGAGGGACUUAAAAUUUUUCAUUAUGAUUUAGAUACAGAUUGUUUAAUAAUUCAAAAGCCAAUCAUUUGAUAGUUCAUGGAUUCUAUUUUUGUUAAUAUUAAGUAAUUUAAUAGUUCCAGAAGUAAUUUUGAGUUUGCUCCUAAAAAGUUUGAAUGAUUAUAUUUGGUGAAUGUAAUUGUUAUGAUUUUUUUUUUUUUUUUGCUAUCUUAUAAAUAUAAUACAGAUAUCAUACACGAACCUUAUGACAUAAUUUUGUCCGUUGACACAGUUUUUUUCUUUCUUAAUAUGUUAAAGCCUUUUUGUAGAUGCUGUUUAAGGAUUUUUUUAGGGGUAAUGAGAAUCUAAACAAAAAGAUUUUUUAAUAAACAACGAAAAAACCCAUUUUAUUAACUGUAUAGCAAUGACAAUGUAGAUAAAUAUGUUAUAUUUACAAUAUUUGUGUAUCAUGACAAAUAAAACAUACUCAGGUU